CCAGCCUCCGCCGCCUCAGCUUCCCGAGCGAGCCCUGCGGCCGCCGGAGCAGCUCCCGCGGCGGAGCAGGAGCCGGAUGGUCAGAGGAGCCCGGCAACCCCAGCAGCCGCGGAGUCGCCUGGCCCCCAGACUGACUGGCAUAGUGGAGAAACCACCUCGAAAACGGAAAAGCAGGACUGAAUUUGCGCUUAACGAAAUCAUGUCCUCUGGAGGUGCUGAAGAUGAUAUCCCACAGGGAGAGAGGAAAACAGUUACAGAUUUUUGUUAUCUUCUGGAUAAGUCUAAGCAGUUGUUCAAUGGAUUAAGAGAUUUGCCACAGUAUGGGCAGAAGCAGUGGCAGUCCUAUUUUGGAAGAACUUUUGAUGUUUACACCAAACUCUGGAAGUUCCAGCAGCAGCAUCGACAAGUCUUGGAUAAUCGGUAUGGCUUGAAGCGGUGGCAAAUAGGGGAAAUUGCUUCUAAGAUUGGGCAGCUAUACUACCAUUAUUACCUACGCACGUCUGAGACCAGCUAUCUGAAUGAGGCUUUCUCCUUCUAUUCUGCAAUCAGACAGAGGUCAUAUUAUUCUCAAGUCAAUAAAGAGGACAGACCUGAGUUGGUCGUUAAGAAGCUACGAUACUAUGCAAGAUUUAUUGUAGUUUGUCUUCUGCUCAACAAAAUGGAUGUUGUGAAGGAUUUGGUGAAGGAGUUGUCAGAUGAAAUUGAAGAUUAUACUCACCGCUUUAAUACAGAAGAUCAAGUGGAAUGGAACCUGGUGCUUCAAGAAGUAGCAGCUUUCGUUGAGGCGGACCCCGUGAUGGUACUGAAUGAUGAUAAUACCAUUGUUAUCACAUCUAAUCGCCUUGCUGAGACAGGAGCCCCAUUGCUGGAACAGGGCAUGAUUGUGGGGCAGUUGUCUCUGGCUGACGCACUCAUUAUUGGUAAUUGUAAUAACCAGGUUAAGUUUAGUGAACUAACUGUGGACAUGUUCCGAAUGUUACAAGCCCUGGAAAGGGAGCCAAUGAAUUUAGCUUCCCAGAUGAAUAAACCUGGAAUGCAGGAAUCAGCUGAUAAACCUACCAGACGAGAAAACCCCCACAAGUAUCUGCUGUACAAACCAACCUUCAGUCAACUAUACACAUUCUUAGCAGCAUCUUUUAAGGAGCUGCCUGCCAAUAGUGUGCUUCUGAUUUACCUGUCAGCCACUGGCGUUUUCCCCACAGGUCGUUCUGAUAGUGAAGGUCCUUAUGAUUUUGGAGGGGUACUUACUAAUAGUAACCGGGAUAUUAUAAAUGGAGAUGCCAUCCACAAACGAAAUCAGUCCCACAAGGAAAUGCACUGCCUUCAUCCAGGAGACCUCUACCCUUUCACGAGGAAGCCCCUGUUUAUUAUUGUGGAUUCAUCCAACAGUGUCGCAUACAAGAAUUUCACAAACUUAUUUGGACAGCCACUAGUCUGCUUGCUUUCUCCUACAGCAUAUCCAAAAGCUUUACAAGAUCAAUCUCAACGAGGUAGCCUCUUCACUCUCUUUUUGAACAAUCCUCUAAUGGCCUUCCUAUUUGUCUCUGGAUUGUCAAGCAUGCGCAGAGGCCUAUGGGAAAAAUGUCAAGAAUAUCUUCGAAAAAUCAACCGUGAUAUUGCCCAGCUACUGACCCAUUCACGUUCAAUAGAUCAAGCAUUUCUCCAGUUUUUUGGAGAUGAAUUUCUUCGCUUGCUUCUCACAAGAUUUAUCUUUUGUUCAGCCACCAUGAGGAUGCACAAGAUUUUUCGGGAAACACGAAACUAUCCAGAAUCAUAUCCCCAACUGCCAAGGGAUGAAACAGUGGAGAACCCUCACCUCCAGAAGCACAUUCUGGAAUUAGCGUCCAUUCUGGAUGUUCGAAAUGUGUUCCUCGAGAGUACCAUAGAUGACUAUUAAAACAAAAAUCCUCUUGUUGAAACAAUUUUUCAUUUGCCACAGAUUUUACAUGGUGCCGUUUUUUAAUGUGAUGACAGACACGUAGUGGUGUUACUUAGUUUUAAUUUUUUAAUUUAAGGCCACCAUUUUAAAAACAAACUGAAAAAAUUGUUCAGACUUUUAGGGUAACUGUUUUAAAAUACAGUCUUUCAAGUCUUUUAAAAAACUCAAUUAAUCUUGGAAUUUUUACUUUUCGGUUUUGAAGUAUGGCUACUUACCUCCAACAUCUAUCCCUACACACAUAUAGUCAAUGUUCUCACCCUCAGAAGAGUAAAUCAUUUAUUUUUAUAUAAUGAAGAAAAUCCAACUCUUAUACUUGGACCUUAAAUGUGUGGAUUUAGAAAAUAUAUCAUUGUUCACAAAGAUGAAACUAGCCAGCAUGGACUAUUAAAAAUCAAGAACAGUCUUUCCAUAAUAUUUCUUUUCAUUCCAACUUAGUAGGUAGACAAAUGUGUGAUUCUUUGAAGCAUUAUCAAGACCAUUUUUGAAAUCAUUUAAUUCAUUAAAUCCUGUCAUAAUUUCAGAAACUGUAUAGGAUUGAUUUGCAUCUAAAAGUUAAAUCUUUAAUUGGAGUCUUAAGAUGAUAAAUAUCACUUGGAAUGUGUGAGCCCUGUGUUAUCAUGAUAUAUGCUGGCAUAUUUUGCUUUCUUUGUAAUCUGAAUGCUAGAAAUGAAAAAAAAAAAGACUUUUAAGUAUUUCAGUCAAAAAAUCAGAUUGUUGGUUUCAUAAUACAAUGUUUCCACAGGAAUUCUAUUUAAUCUUAAUUCAUGAUAUCAAGUUUAAAGACUAUCCAGAUUGAGGGCUGUGGCAUAGAGUACAGAGAUUAUAUAAUCUUUUUGCCUAGUUCACGUUUAUGAGAUGUCAAAGUCAGAGAUGUUAUUAAUUUUAGUUGGGGAUAACUGAAUUAUUACUUAACCUAAAAUGGAAGUAACUUUUGCAUUGACAAUUUGGAAAUAAGAUUUUUUUAAACUCCUGAUAUUUAAUAUUUCAUAUUCAUGCACAAGUUUUUUUUUAUUAUUUUAAAUAGGAUUCCAUAUAUAAUAUAAAGUUUUUUGUGUUUUUCUUCUCUGUCAUCCCCUUCAUAAUUUCAUAAGCAUUGUGACGAUGCUUUGGGUUUUUUUACCCCCCUUCUUUUGACUCCACAGCAUUCAAGUUCAGAAAUCUAUGAACCAAAAGCCCGUCUACCUAACUGUAGAUUUUGUACAGGCUCACAUUCUACCUCUGGCAGUCCCAGGGGAAAUAAGGUGAUAGCUUUUGGUGCCUCUUUCCUGUGUCCUUAGGGAAAUUUUACUGUAAUAUUUUUAACUUGGUUUUCAUUUCAGGCAUAGGGAAUUAUUUGGGACUAAGUUAUUCAUAUACCUGUCCCAAUUUGCUGAUUUUUCAUCUGAAGUCUUGAAAUUAUUGUUCUUGGGUUUAGGGGACUUCGUGGUAUUUCAUUCUUUUUUUUUUUUUUUUUCAUUAUUUUGUUUGUUCUUUUAAACCUUGUUUCAGAAGCUUUGAAAACUUAUCCUGGAGGAUAAGUUUUCCUUUGCCUAGUGGGUUGUUUUUCUUUAUCAGAUAAAGACUGCUUUUCUUUUCUUCAGUACCUUUAUAAACUUUGUGGCUUUCCUUUCAUAACGGUGUUCACCUGGAUUAUAGCAAUAGGCUGACCUCUUGUUUCAGUCCCCCUGAAUUUCUGUGCCAGUAAUGUACCUGACCUCACGUAUUUUCCUCUCCUCUGAUGCUUAAAAUAGUAUUUAUUCUCCUGAGCUUUAUUCUCACCUGUUUAGCAUAAAGAACCCUGGUCUGAGAACUAGGGAGACCUGAGUUCUAAUCCUGGCUUCCCUGGUAGCUAGCUUUAUGCCCUUUGACAAGUAUCUUCUUGUUUCUGUUUUAUAGUAUUCUCAUCUGUAAAAUGAAGGCAUUAGGCCAAGGUCCUGUCCAGUUUUAUGGUUCUAUAAUUGCAAUCUUGAUUUCCCUCCCCGUGCCACCUGGAAAACUAGUUUUUCUGAGUUUACCAUAGACAUUUUCUUUUCUAAGUCAUAUUUAACUUGUUUUUGUUCACGAGAAUAUCUGAGUCUCGGUUACUGUAGAAGCUAAUCUGGUGAAGAAAUUAGAGCUUUUGUGAUUAGAAACAUGUUUGUCCAAGAGCAAGGGGUCUUAGAAAUCACGACGAGGGUUUAGAUGAUGACAUUGUUACUUAAACUGAUAGUAGUGUAAUUUCUUAUUGGUGGUUAAAAAUCUAAAGUGAGCCGAAGCGAUCUUGAAUCUUUAAGAAAGGAAAACUGUGCUAGAAAAUUCUGUACCAUUGUUUCAUUCAUGCCUUCAAGAAGACGUGGACUGAACAAACUAUACUCCAGAUUUUGUUCUAGGCAUUGGGAAAGCAAAUGAAUGAGACUUUAAAAUCCUUGUCUUCAUGAAGCUUAUAUUUUAGUAGGAGUCAGGCAAUGAACAUAAUAAAAUUUAUGUUAGAGAGUUGUAAGUUGUAUGAAGAAAAUUUAGAACAUGGUAAGGGAAAUGGUUUGAUUGUUUUGGGGUGAAGAACAGUGUCUAAGUGAGUGAUCAGGGUAAGCCUUAGUGAGAAGAUUAUAUUUGUGCAAACAAUUCAUGUUUCUUUCUUUUUUUUUUUUACUUUUAUUAUGAAAAUUUUAAGCAUAUGUAGCAUUUAAUGAACCAUCCUGUACCCAUCACCAAGCUUCUACAUUUUAAGACAUUACUUUAAGCAAGGCAUAAGAAGUGUAAAAGGACAAUCACCCAUGGGUAUAGGCAAAGAAUCUCUUUUUUCAGUGCAUACCACUCCCCUUUAUAAAUAUAUAAAUAUUAAGCCCUUUAUUUAUUUAAUUUUAGAAUUCAUAGAAAUUUAAACAUUGGAACUAAGAACAAAGCAAAGCCAAGGGAAAAAAGCACUUCUUUGUUUUCAAAUUGUACAAGCUCCCCCUGGAGAUUCUGAUACAGUCUCUCACCUCCCUUAAGAAUCACUACAAAAAAAAACAAGGUAUAGGAUUGCAAGAAGUCCCUUACACAGAGAACAGUGUUAAUAAGCACAAUGGAAUUAUUUUCUCUUUCUUUAUCCGUAUAUUUCUGAAGGUGGUAAAGCAGCUAUUUCCCCUACUUCUCAGAAGAGAAAGCUGAGACCCUAAAACACUGUAGGUUUAUUCAUAGUGGCAGAGCUAGAACUAAAACUCAAAUCUCCUAACCUCAGCCCAGUCUUUCUGGUAGCUCAGGUUGCUUUCUGUAAUGAACAAGAAAGGAAUAAUUAGAGAUUUCCAUUUUGGCACAAAAGGUUAAGGUAUUUUUAAAAUGUAUCAAAUAUUGAAACCAGGAAAUCCGUCAGCCCUGCAAAUUUUUAUUUAUUAAUUAUAAGAAAUCCCCAAGUCAGACAAUUUAGCCUUGAUUCCAGCCAGGAUAUAUUUUUUUGUAUAUGUGUGUGUGUUUUCCUCCUAGGAAAUGGUGCUCUCAAAACCUCUCAAAGCACAGAGAAUUUAUUAUACCCUUUAUAUUUUUACCAAGUUGAAAUGUUUUGAAAUUAUAAAAGCAAAGUGCAAUCUAGUCAUGACUGAAAUUUUCCUGAUACAGGAUCUGGGGUUUAUUUUUUCCUUACUUGUGGCUACUGCCCUUUAUUUUCUUCUUGUAAUAGAAUUCCCUGAAACAGAUUAGUUGGUAAGUGUACUGAAUUUCAUCGAGGAAAAUGGAAAAGCAUCCAAUCUGAUUUAUAUAUCAAUCUGUGGAGCUUUCUUUAGCAUUCUUCUCCAAGUUUAAUCUCUGACUUGUGUGACUUCAUAACUUUCUGUCUCUUAAAAGGGUUUUGGACUCAGUUGGAAAAUCUUGUACUUAGUUAUCCAUGAAGACUUGUAAUCAGCCUGAUAUAUAGAGAACAUUCUGGACUGGAAAUAGAGUAAGGUGCCAAGGGUUAGCCAACUUGGCUACUGCCAGUGAUUCAGAACCACCUCCCUACCCUAAGUGAGUAAAAAGAUUUGAUACGAAUAUGAAUGGUAUGAAUCUCCUGGUGAUAUUUUGGAUGUGUAUGUUCCUGUGUGUGUUUGGAGAGUACAAAGGGUAUUUACACGGGGGGCUCUUUUGUUGACCUUAUUUAUUUAAAAAUCUUAUUUUAUUUGUAAUCGCAUGUGUAUAUUUUUGUGAUGCUAAAUGCAAUCUCUGUAUACUUUUUUGUAUAUAUGUACAUAUUUGUAAAUAUAUUGGUAUGCAAUGAUGCAGUAUGUGUAUAUUAUAUACCCAUACCCACUGUGGGCUGAAUUUAUUUAAGUUCUAUGAGGACAUCAUAGUGGCAUCGUUCAUGCUGCUGUAAUUAGGUUGUGGCUGUAUCUCAUUCAUGAGCCUCUAUUUUGAGGGGCUUGUGUUUGGGUAAAAUUGGCUAAUUUGGAGUUGGAAUUAGGAUAUGAAGAUAUUAACAGAAAGCAGGAUAUUCUUAGCUUUAAAAUCAUCUGUCAAUUUCCAUUUAAAUGGAUGAUAAAUUAGUGAUAUAAACCUGAAAAACCUUAGUGUGUGAAACUGAGACACCAGCAGGUUCUUAAGCCAUUUCAGUCCUUUAUUUUUCUUGACCCAUAAUUGAGUAUUAUUAUUGAGUAGUAUUUAUAUUGGGAAUUAAGGGGCUGUGGAAAAAAUUACUUUGAUCACAUUUCAAAAUAGAUAGGAAAAUGUCCUUUAAAUAGAGAAAUUCUGUUUGUAGUUGCCAUGUCAAUACCUGAUACUAAAUUUUAAUUUUGGAACAGUGUUUUCACCGAUGUGUCCCAUUUUAUAUCUGUCUCUGUGAGGCAGAAAAAGGGGCAUUAGGUAGGGGAAGGCUGUACCUAGGUGGGGGUGGGAUUUAAUAAGGAACAAGAGAUUAUUAAUCUGUAUAUUUGCAGCAGCUGUGAUUAAUUUAGUCCUGUCUUGGCAUUUCAGACUAUAGAUUUUUCUUAUUGGAGUUGCAUAUCAAAGAUGAGUAGGCUCAUCUGAGAAAAUGCUUCUAGUGAAUAAAAUGCCUCCAGUUGUAUUUCUUUGUCUCUAUGAGACCACUUGUGUUCUGCAAAUUGAUGAUAUAUUCACACAUGAAAUAGAAUUCUUAAUAUUAGGUGCAUGGCAUGCUGUCAGAUCUGGGCCUCCAAACCUCUACCAAGGAUGAUGGGUGGGGGAGGAUAUCCUCUUAGAGGAUAGUGAAUAUGUGCAGUGCCAAUGUGUGAACAUGGAAUAUCACAGAGUAUCAGUGUUUGUUACUCCUGUUUUCACCUGGCCUGUGUAUUUGCACGGAAGAGUGUAGGAGAGGUUUAGUAUACCCUUGAACACAUUCACCACAAAAAUUAAGUAGAGGUUAUUUUUGCAUGAUAAAAUAUAACUGCAAAACAACUGUUUACCCCAUUAUUUUUCAAACGAUCACAUCUGUGUAAUACAAUAUUAAAUUAUCUUAAAAAGAGGAGUUAGAGUCAGAAGUCGGUUUUACCACCCAACAAAUGUUACAUUUGCCUCUUCAUUGUAUUUUUAAUAGGAAGCCAACUAUUCACAACACCUCUCAGUUACAGUAUUAAAUUUAAAAUAAAGUUGUAAUCGCCUUUUUCAUAAAUAAAUAUUAAAAUUUGGUAAUGUAUUAUUUCUGGAAAAUCAGUGAAAAUGUCCAUCAUGUCUGACGUUCUACUGUUCUAGUCACCAAAUCAUUCGUUGCAAUUGGAGAGUAGCAGAGUAGAUGUUAUGCUAUUUAAAAUUCAUAGAACUGGGCGCCUGGGUGGGUCAGUCGUUGAGCGUCUGCCUUCGGCUCAGGUCAUGAUCCCAGGGUCCUGGGAUCAAGUCCCACAUCGGGCUACCUCCUCCGGGGGAAGCCUGCUUCUCCCUCUCCCACUCCCGCUGCUUGUGUUCCUGCUCUCACUAUCUCUGUCUCUGUCAAAUAAAUAAAUAAAAUCUUUAAAAAAAUAAAAUAAAUAAAUAAAAUAAAAUUCAUAGAACUGACUCAGGCUCAGUAUGGACAUUAAUUUGAGGAAAGGAGCAGCAGUAAGAAGUGCAGUAGAUGAGACUGACAUUGUGAAUAUGACCUCUGUUUCUAACAGUUGUAAAGCCAGUUACUUUGCAGUUAAAUAAGGUAAGAAUUGCUUAGAAAACCAAACUUUUCCCCCAUUCUGUACUCUUAAGACUUUGAUACUUUAUUUCUAUUCAUGCUGCACUUCCCAGUCUCUCCUGGAUACUGUGACCACUUUACCUUAAAAAAAAAAAAAAGGGCAAUUCAUCUUCCUCAAGCUAAAAUUUCAGAAUAUGGUAUAAUCUGUGUUCCAGCUUAACUGAGUUUUUGAACAGACUUAUUAAGCAUGCCUUGUGUUUAAGGAAAAAUAAUUGAUGUGUGAAUGGAAUCAAUCACCUAUUGAAAGGAAAGGUGUCAGGAUAAUGUAGGGAGACAUACCCUUAAAUUGGGUAGAGAUAAAUGUAUUGAAUUAAGUGUAACUGACUUGUUGGUGCCAUAGAAAUAUUUCCUUUGGAAGUCUGUAAAUAUGAUAUGUUUUCUUAAAGUAAAUUUGGUAUUUUUCACUUACUAGUUUGGUGUAACUUUUGAGAAUUCCAUUUCUGUAUAAUACUGUUAAUCACUGAAGCACCAUUUCUUAAUUUUAAAAUAUUUUUGUUAAUUUCUUUUGUGUUUUCUUUAAAAGUUAUUACUUAUCAGACUACUCUAAGUGUGAUUUCUUUUAAGCAGUGCGAUUUUUUAAAAACAUUAUUUGAACAGUAGAUUCAGUUUUUUAAUAGUUAGAAGUACAUUUUGUUAAUUCUGCACUCCAGAUUCACUUAAGCCUGAAUUUGGUCAUAAAACAUACUACUUAUUAGGAAUAUUUCCCUAUUUUGGUGAACAUUUCCAGUCUAUAUCCUAAGACAAUCAUCUUUUUAGGUAUAGUAUUGUUUAUUGAAACAUUGGUAAUUUCAGGGUUCAGAGUUUUACUCUUCUGCUAGGCUUAUGGGAUGAAAUAGAGUGAGUGAUUCUAUCAUGUUCAGAAUGAGAUAGGGAAUUAUAGCUAGCUUUCCUAUAGGUCUGCAGUAAACAGUAUUUAAAUUUUUAUAUCACUAGUAUUAUUUUCCCUUUUGAAGCUAUUGUGAAUAUCCACUUGUCUGUGAUGAAAAUUAAGAUUUGUGAACAUUAAAAUUUGACGCAUAAGUUUUAUCAAACAUCAAAUCAGUAUGACCAACCAUUAUAAAUUGUGAAAUGAUAAUAUAUGAUAAUCCCAAAGUAAAUACUUCCAAACCAUAGAAAAAUAACCACUGCAUUUUAAAAAAUUUUAUUCUUACCCUCCUCUGCAUAUUACGAUUUUUUCCUAAAUUGUAUGUUGUGAUGUAUUAAAAAUCUACAGGAAAAAAAUUGCUUAGUAUGUUGUAGGGCAAUAAGAAUUUUUAUUAUUUCCUGAAGAAUGAGGUUGUGUUUGUUUUUUGGGGUUUUUUUUAGCUCUUGGUUAUCUUAUUAAAAAUAACUUUUAAUGGUUCGAUAAAAUAUUUUAGGACAUGUUUGUAGCUUUUUAUAAUUAUCUGGAUACAUUGCUUUUGCCACGUAGACCAUAUGGCUAGUUCUCCAAUGAUUUUUUGUUUGUUUUUAAUAAACCUUGCUGUUCAGCAAUCAAGGAGUCUUGUAUUUUAGAAACUUCUUCCAGUUGAGGUAGACAGGACUUAGAUAAUAGGAAAAGCAGAUACAAUGUCCUAACAUUUUCACAGUAGAGCUUACAAGUGAAGGAAAGUAUCCAAGUAGGUUAUCUUCAUUGUGUAGUACCAGUACAAAUAGUGGUUUCAUUAUCAUUGAGUCAGAUGAAGCAGUUAUAAAUCAUUUCUUACUUUGCUCUAAAGAUUAUUGUCAUUUCAGGCCACAUUAUUAUAUUCUCUGGGCAGUUUCCAUUGUAAGGUUAAAUAUCCUUUUUCUUUAUUCAAAUCCUCACUAAAGGUUAAGCUAAUCACAUAGGAGUUAAAAAUAAGUUAUGUUUGAUCUUUUUCCCUGAAAAUAAUGGUGAACCUAUUGUCUAUAUUAUGGAUAUUAGGCAUAAAUGCACUUGUUUCAAUCAUAGCAGAAAUUACAUUUGGAGAAUACAAUUACUUGAUUUUGUAGUGGUGUGAAAUACUUUUAAAAAAUUGUGCUCGUCUGUAACUGAAUGUUAUAGAAUUGUAACACUAUAGGGAUUAUAGAGUUAUAUUUAUUAGCUCUCCUCAAGUGAUUGAAGCACAAUAAUUUUCAUGUAACAGUUCUUAUCCAAGUGCUGCUAAUCUAUUUGCAAAUAAUGAAGCUAUUUGGUUGCCUAUCUAGCUAUUCACAAAUCACUGUAAUCCUUGAGACUUUGUCUUGUUGCUCAUUUGUACUAAAUUUUGGGUAUUGUGUGUUAAUAUUUUAGAUCAAAAUCUGUCAACUCAGCUCUGUGAGACAGCAAACCAUUUAGAUUCACUAGUUUUAUAUGUGUUAUCAGUAGAAUAAAUUUUGAAGGGGCUAUUUACUACCAAUGACUAGGGGAAAAUUAUAUUGUCAAUAUCAUUUGACUUGAACAUUUGUGGUAUUGUGAAAGUCUUAUUUGUUGUGUUUAUGAAUUGCUUAAGCCAUACAUACUCUUAAGGAUGUUUUCCUGCUGUGUUCCUUUUCAGUAGCCUUUUUCUGCUUUGUCUGUUACAGUUAAUACUUCAUAGAUGUUAGAAACUGAGAAGUUAUUGAAACAUUUUAUUUUCUUGAGUUCAUCACUUUUGACUCUUGUAUGGUAUGUGAUUUGUUAUAAAGGAUAGCAAACCUUUCACUAACUACUUCACUAAAUGAAUUUCAGAGUAAACACUGUGAUUCCACAGAGUGGAUUCAGUAGGCCCUUCUUUCCAAUGUUUUCUUCUGUUAUGGUGCCUACCACCUUAAGGGCACUUAAAUGGUAGAGGAUGGAAAGUUAAACAUUGUUGUUUUGAUGUUUUUUUAAUAACAAGGAUUACAGAAAAUUUGAUUUUUGUUGUCAGUGUAUUGAAAACAUUUUUGCAUUGAUAAAUGUUCUCUAGGAAUGUGACUACAUUCAUCAGGUGUGAACUCUUGGAAAAUGAAUUUUGUAUCUUGAAUCCACGUGUAUAUUAAGUGUAUCAUCAAUAUAAAAAUAAACAUUAUUUGCUUAAA
Molecule: messenger RNA, 10997 nt
Organism: Mirounga angustirostris (Northern elephant seal)
Lineage: Eukaryota; Metazoa; Chordata; Mammalia; Carnivora; Phocidae
Gene: SCAI
Product: suppressor of cancer cell invasion
Exons: 18
Coding region: 77-1897 (606 amino acids)
Biological process (GO): DNA-templated transcription
Cellular component (GO): nucleus
Molecular function (GO): transcription corepressor activity
Source: RefSeq, a predicted model, not a curated record